Molecule: messenger RNA, 991 nt
Organism: Aspergillus glaucus CBS 516.65
Lineage: Eukaryota; Fungi; Ascomycota; Eurotiomycetes; Eurotiales; Aspergillaceae
Product: putative kinesin family protein (KlpA)
Exons: 4
Coding region: 86-670 (194 amino acids)
Source: RefSeq, a predicted model, not a curated record
UCUUUCGUCUCAUCUCCCAUCUAUCCACUUCACCCCUUUCCUCAGCCCGUCGACGAAACCACCCGACUGAACAGACGGCCCCAUCAUGAACGACGAGAAUAUGGUGCAUUCGAAGGCGCCUACACGCGCUCGCGUUCCCGGAGGUUUGAAGGAGGCCAACCCGGCCUUCGCCAACUCUCGUUCGGGUCUUAUGAAGCCCGGUACAAUCGCCAAACAGCCCUCCAAUCUACCACAACUAUCCCGCUCAAGAAGCACAACGCAAGCCCCUGAAACCAGAAAAACCGGACCCGGGGGGACGACCACGUCCAAGACCGGCAAUACCACGACCCGCGCACACACCCGAGCAAAGUCCGUCGCAGCUUCAACCAGAUCUUCGUCGCGAACCGCCACUACCACACGACAACCAGCUCGACCACAGUCGGCCCUCGGUGGUCCUCGCAAACAAACCGGCCCCUCGAUCCCCAGACCCGCUACGUCCUUGGAUUCCCACGAUGAAGAGACCGCUGGAAGUGUUUUGGGCAAACGAAAGGAUGCCGGAUGGGACCUAGAACGUCGAGAGAAACAUAUGGAGGAGUUGAUGAAUACCUUCAUGACCCAGGUUGGCAAAGCCGGGCAGGAUAGUUUUGGCCUGAAAGAAACUGUUGAGCUGUACAAGACACGAGGUGAGUGAAGUGUUCUGCGAUCGACGGGAAGGGGCAGUCUAAUAAAUGACUUGUGCAGUGAACGAGUUGGAAACAUCCAAGGAUCAAUUGUCGGACAAGAACCUUACCCUACGCGUGGAACUCGAGACGGCCAAAUCCCGAUUGGAAACGAUGGAGAACGUAUUAAAAGAAACGCAAGAAGAGCACGAAAACGAAUUGGAACGCAUGAAUAAACGGCAGCGCAUCGAGGUGGACAACGCAAGAGAAGAGAGCAAGAAGCAGGUGGAAGCGUUAAGCGCUCAGCAAGAAGAGGAAAACCGCGAACUCAAGCGUCGAUUCGAGCGUGACUU